This is a messenger RNA of Benincasa hispida (wax gourd), 405 nucleotides long. The record is from RefSeq and is a predicted model, not a curated record. Lineage: Eukaryota; Viridiplantae; Streptophyta; Magnoliopsida; Cucurbitales; Cucurbitaceae.
AUGAAGAAGCAAAUGGAGAUGGGACGUACGAAAAAGCAAUGCGUUGUGUUGUUAUUUGCGUUGUUUUUGGUUAUAUUUGAGGAAACCAAGGCUGCAGAGCUUGCAAAAUGGCAGAUCCACGUUGUGAAUGGACUAAGCAGUGGCCAAAUCUUGUCCGUUCAUUGUAAAUCCAAAGACGAUGAUUUAGGAGAACACAAGCUUAGCGUUGGAACAGAAUUCAAUUGGAGUUUUAGGAAACCAAAUGCACAACAUUCGUCAUUUGAAGCAUUUUGGAUUGAGAGUAGAUCAGUUUGGCUUUAUAAUAUGUGCUACGAUUCUAAUUGCAUAUGGACAGCUAAAGAUGAUGGAAUUUAUCUGAAAGACAACACAGCUCAAAGAGAUAUUUUGAUUCAUAAGUGGGAAUAA